Messenger RNA from Adineta ricciae, 3903 nucleotides. The record is from the annotation of a GenBank genome assembly. Lineage: Eukaryota; Metazoa; Rotifera; Eurotatoria; Adinetida; Adinetidae.
AUGGAUUUUACUCCGGCACGGGAUACAAGUAUGACAACUGGCCUUGACCAACCUCAAGGUCAAGCGAAACGAGUAUCGAGUGAACGGCAAAUGAUUGCAAAAUUGGAUCCAGCUGAAUUGCAAGAUCGUUAUUUGCGUUUAUAUGAUGACCAUUUAGUUCUUAAACAACAUGCGCGCAAGCAGGAGGAUAAAAUUAAAAAAUUAGCGACCACUUUAGCCAAAGUUAUCGAGGAUAAAAAGAAAAGUGAAGCUGUUCCAUUUGGUGCUAAAGCAACUAUUCGUGAUUCGGAAAUCGAAAAUCAACUCGCUGAAUAUCGAAAUAAGAUCUCCGAAUUACGCGAACAAAAUAAAUUCUUGAAACAGCGCUUGGCUGUUGCUCAACAACAAGCACAGGCCACGCAAUUGAAAAAAUCAAGUUCAGCCUACGAUGGCGUGUCAUCAAGAAUUGACACAGGCCAACCGAAACGAAUACCAUCACCGUUACUUCACAAUAUCCGUGUUGUUGGCCCACGGGAUUCCUUCAGAACAUCUGGAACUACUCCACGAGUAAAUAGUGGAUUGUUAGAAGAGGCUCAAGCGACCAAUAAACAAUUAAAUGAAUCAUUGGAAAAAGCUCAUCAACAAUUAAACUCGUAUGAACAGCAAGUCGAAAAUCUUCGUCAACAGUUAUCACGACGUGAUAAUGAUCAUGAGCAAAAUCUCUUACGUUUACGAUCACAAGCAACAGGCGGUGAUUCGCGCGUGAAUUUACAAGAAAACAUCGAUAUGAUUCGCUUACAAAGAGAUCUACGUGAUAAAUCGGAUGAAUUACGACGUUUACAAACUCAAUGUACAAAUUUUGAAUCGCAAAAUCGCUCAUUACAAGUAACCAAUGCUGAACUAUUGAAAGAAAUCGAUCGUCUCGAUCGACAAAUCAAAGACGAACAACAACGAGCAUUACAACUACGAAAUGAAUUAAGAAAUGGUUCACGUUCUAAUACAAUUGUUCACGAGCUCAAUUUACAAAUUGAAGAUUUUCGUCGGGAAUGCGAAGCGCUGAAAGAAGCGAAUAGAAAAAUUGUCGAUUCCGCAUUCAACAGCGAUCGUGAACGAGAAUUUCGUGAAAAAGAACGCGCGUUAAGAUUGCAAAUAGCUCAACUUGAAGCAACAAUCAAAGCGGAUCUAGGCGAACGAGGGAAUCUUUUGGAUAGAUUAACAUUAGAGAAAAAUUCAAAUCAACGCACGGAUGAAGAACAUCGAACAAUGCAUUUGAAAUAUUUAGAAAUGAAAGAGAAAUACGAUGAUCUGGCUGAAAAAAUGCGAUUCUUCGAACGCGAAGGAGAUAUCAAUAUGAGAGAAAUUGAAGAAGCUUUGAUCAUACUACGGCAACGUAAACAACGGCAAGAACCGAAUUUCGAUUUUCUUCAAAAAGUUGAUGAUGAAAAAGGACAAAAUCUGAACCGGCGAAUACUUGAAUUAGAAAGCCAAUUAGCUGAAACAACCAAUGAACUAGAAAAGACUCGUAAUUUACUACUUAUGCAAUACAAAAUUAAUCGCGAUUAUAAACUUGAAGUCGAUUGUGUUCAAAGAAAAAUGGAAGAAAAUCAAGCAGAACAUUCAGCACGUGUGCUUGAAAGUGGUCAACUAUUGGACAUUCGUGCUGAACGUAUUCGAAAAUUGGAGAAAUCGUUGAAAGACGUUGCUUAUGGUACUCGUCAAUACCGUGUCCAAGAACAACCAGCUGCCGAUGGUAAUCUAACAAAUGAACUGAUCGAAGAUGCGAUUGAACUUGAACGCGGUCAAAAUCUUAUCGAAAUUCAUAUCAGUCGCGCAUCAUUUAACGAACGUGCCUUGGAAUAUUUUGGUAAAAAUAAUGAGCCAUCAACAUUCUGUUCGAUUGAAUUCUUUGAACACGAAUUACAAAUGACGCCAAUUAUCAAAGGACGAACACCUGAAUACAAUUUUACCGCACAAUAUAUUGUCAAUGUGGAUGAUUUUCUACUAUAUUACUUACAGAAAGAAUAUACACUCAUUGAACUUCAUCAAACCGUGGGUCAAUCAUUUCAGACAGUCGCUGCAUGUAAACUUGGCCUAAAAGAACUCAUCGAAGGUAAUCAAGGGCGCUUACAUGGAACAGCAAAGUUAAUAGCAUCGCAUCAGAACAAUCUAGAUAUUGGUGCAUUUGGUGUGGUAGAAUACUGGGUUCGGUUACGUGUACCUAUGGAGCAAGCUUUCCGCUUAUUGAAGGAGAAAAUGAAAGCACAAGGUUAUCUUGCGACAACAAGUCGUCAAUCAACAAAAACAUCGAAUGAUAUCGAACAACGACAUGAUCUUGAUCCGAAUAUGAACGAAUUAACAAUUGCUAUUCUAAACUGUUCAAAUGUCAAAUCAGCGACUUCUGAUCAUCAGCCUGAUCUUUACUGUGUAUACAAAUUCUACGAUUUUCUCGAUCAUGAUACAAUAACGAUUCCGUCAUCGAACAAUCCAAACUUUGAUGAUCGUACACAGUACCCUGUUCAAAUGGACAUCGAUCUCGACCGUUAUCUCAAACAGUCUCAAUUAACAAUAUUUGUUUUUGACGAUCGGGAUCAAAAGGACGAUCGUUAUGUCGCACGCGCUGAUAUACCAUUGAUAUCAUUGGCACAUGAUAAUGCAAUUCGAGGUACAUUUGAUUUGCAUAAUGAUCAGGGAGAGAGAAAUGGUACAAUGGAUGUGUCACUCAAAUGGACAUAUACGUAUUUACCACCCUCAAUAUCGACACGUACGCCCGGUCAGCGUUCAAAAGGUGAACCAGCAAAUCAUCGCGAACCACUAGCUUUGUUACCAGAUGAAAGCGUGUCUGGACAUAAAACAUUAGCAGAAAAGCAAAAGGAAAUGAGAGUGAAGUUAAAACCUCAAGAUGUGUUGGGAUCUGAUAGUGAUCAGAAGCCAAAACGAGAUUCACCAGUAAGCAGUUCUGGUAUACCAGCGUCCAGCGUUUCGCGACCUGUACGAGACACAAAUCAAAAUGGACAUCGUCAUCCUCGAACUGCAUCAAAUGCAAGUACAGACAGUAAACGAGUUAGUUUUGGUCAUCACGACGAAACUCCAUCAACUCAUCCUCCCAAUGCGGAACAAUCAAUUGAAGAUGAAACAAACCAUACAAUGACACCUGAAUCGUCUGACAUUGAUCCUGAUCCGACAAAAUCAACACGUUAUGUAGAUGAAUCUGAUCCUGAUAUCAUUUAUCGCAGUACCACAUCUGCUAAUUCGACUAAACAAGAUGAUGUUGUAACUAUCGGAGUACAUCAUCUCGUGUUGAACGAAAAUUGUUCGAUUUUUGAUGAUGAUCAACGCGACAAAGUUUUCGUCAGCGUCGAAUUUUCGAAUGACAGAGAGGCAUUAGACACGCCAUUAUCACUAAUCAAAGGCGAACCGAAUUCCAAAUAUAAUUUCGGCUUUCAAACAGGAUAUUCUAUACGGGAUAAGAAGAAGCGUCAACAACUUGCAGAAUUGGUUGGACCGCAAACAUCGGGAGAUAUUCGAUUUAUUGUCGUUGCUGAGCCACCUGAUGACAUAGAAGGCGCUGAAUGUGUUGAUCUAGGCGUUGCAACAGUUAAUGCGAAAGAGAUAUUACGCACAGAAAAGGAUAUUAUCGAAAAAAAUAUCUCUGGUAAACAAGAAUUUUCUUUUAUUCGAUUUAUUGUCGUUGCUGAGCCACCUGAUGACAUAGAAGGCGCUGAAUGUGUUGAUCUAGGCGUUGCAACAGUUAAUGCGAAAGAGAUAUUACGCACAGAAAAGGAUAUUAUCGAAAAAAAUAUCUCUGUACAUGACAUAAACGAACAUAAUCAAAUCAUUGGACAAAUGAAUGUAACAGUAUCAAUGGUUAAUGCCUUACAAAAAGUACAGCAAGAAGAGCAAACUAAUCGUCGCAUUCAUACGUAA